CUGCUGACCUUGUGAAUGAGUUGUAACAAUCUUUUUUUUCCUGUCCUGUUUCUUGGAACGGAUGGUGCUUGCAUUGCAGGAGACUGCCGGGAUGGAGCAGGCCAGCUCCCAAGCCACCCAGAGCAGGUGGAUUUCAGCUGGAAUAUGUAUGCAGAUGGAAAGUUCUUGUUCUAUGAUCACUAUCUCAUAGAACAAAUAAAGUCCAAAAAGGAACCAGAAAUCCAGGAGUUCUUUCUUCUGCUCUCUGUUUGUCAUACAGUCAUGGUGGAUGUUUCUGAUGGUCAGAUCAACUACCAGGCAGCCUCCCCAGACGAAGGGGCCUUGGUUACAGCAGCCAGAAACUUUGGGUAUGUUUUUCUUUCACGAACACAAAAUACCAUCACAAUAAGUGAAAUGGGGACUGAAAGAACUUACGAUGUCCUCGCCAUCCUGGAUUUCAACAGUGAUAGGAAACGAAUGUCUGUCAUUGUAAGAGAUUCCAAUGGACGUAUCAGGCUGUAUUGCAAAGGAGCUGAUACAGUAAUUUUUGAACGGUUGCACCCAAGGAAUUUAAAGAGAGAAGCGACGGAAGAAGCACUAGAUGUUUUUGCAAGGGAAACUCUAAGAACACUCUGUCUCUGCUAUAGGGACAUUAGUCAUGAUGAAUUUGAAGCAUGGAAUAAAAAGUUCAUGGAGGCCAGUGUAGCUGCAAGCAAUCGUGAUGAAGCUCUGGACAAAGUAUAUGAGGAAAUAGAAAAAGACUUGAUUCUUCUUGGUGCAACAGCUAUUGAAGACAAACUACAGGAUGGAGUUCCAGAAACUAUUUCAAAACUUUCAAAAGCAGAUAUUAAAAUCUGGGUGCUUACUGGAGACAAAAAAGAAACUGCUGAAAAUAUUGGAUUUUCUUGUGAACUCUUAACAGAUGAAACAACAAUCUGCUAUGGAGAAGAUAUCAGUGGUCUUCUUCAGACUAGGUUAGAAAACCAGAGGAAUAGAGCUGGAUCAACUUCACAUUCGUCUCUAAGAAUGAAUGAACCCUUCUUUCAGGGUAGUAGAAAUCGUGCUUUAAUCAUCACUGGCUCCUGGUUGAAUGAAAUCCUGCUAGAGAAGAAAAAGAAGAAGAAGAAGAAACUUAAACUGAAAUUCCCCAAAACAGAAGAAGAGAAACAAAAGCAAAUUGAGAAGAAAAGAAGGGCUGAAGCUUACAAAGAGCAGCAGCAGAAGAAUUUUGUUGAUUUGGCAUGUGAAUGCAAGGCUGUGAUCUGCUGUCGAGUGACUCCGAAGCAAAAAGCUAUGGUGGUUGAUCUUGUGAAGAAAUACAAGAAAGCUAUUACUCUGGCUAUUGGGGACGGUGCCAAUGAUGUGAACAUGAUAAAAACUGCCCACAUUGGAGUUGGAAUCAGUGGCCAAGAAGGGAUGCAAGCUGUGAUGUCCAGCGAUUACUCUUUUGGGCAGUUCCGCUACCUGCAGAGGCUGCUGCUGGUCCACGGGCGAUGGUCUUACAUUAGGAUGUGCAAGUUUCUAAGAUAUUUUUUCUACAAAAACUUUGCUUUCACCCUAGUCCACAUCUGGUAUUCAUUCUUCAAUGGCUUUUCUGCCCAGACAGCAUAUGAAGACUGGUUCAUCACGCUGUACAAUGUGCUGUAUUCGAGUCUCCCAGUUCUGUUAGUUGGCUUGUUUGACCAGGAUGUGAGUGACAAACUGAGUCUUCGAUUCCCAAGACUGUACGUUUUGGGACAGAAAGAUUUACUUUUUAACUACAAGAAAUUCUUUAGAAGUUUGCUUCAUGGAGCUAUGACUUCACUGGUAAUCUUCUUCAUACCAUAUGGAGCUUACCUUCAAACUAUGGGGCAAGAUGGAGAAGCACCUUCAGAUUAUCAGUCAUUUGCUGUCACAGCAGCGACUUCUCUUGUGUUUGUUGUCAACCUUCAGGCAAAUUGGUUUGGAUACAUCUUACUGGACUUUCGUUAAUGCUUUCUCAGUAUUUGGGAGUAUUGCAAUUUACUUUGGUAUCACGUUUGAUUUCCACAGUGCAGGAAUCCACGUUCUCUUUCCUUCUGCUUUUCAGUUCAC
This is a messenger RNA of Meleagris gallopavo (turkey), 2052 nucleotides long. NCBI's taxonomy places the organism in Eukaryota, Metazoa, Chordata, Aves, Galliformes, Phasianidae. The record is from RefSeq and is a predicted model, not a curated record.